Perkinsus marinus ATCC 50983 is the source of this 1320-nucleotide messenger RNA. RefSeq lists its product as hypothetical. Lineage: Eukaryota; Perkinsozoa; Perkinsida; Perkinsidae. The record is from RefSeq and is a predicted model, not a curated record. The transcript is spliced from 14 exons. The coding region runs from base 1 to 1320 and encodes 439 amino acids.
AUGCCUACGCGCAAUCCCCGGAAGUUCAAGGAACGCAUUUACGGCAGCGACGAAGCACGAGACCAGGCGGUCGCAUCCCUCCAGGCGCUGCUACAGGAUAAGCUUAUUGGUAAGCCCUCGACUGACUGUGAGUAUAUUGUUGUUGAGGGAAGCGAAGCGACGUUGACGAGUGCCAAAACGAACGGGAAAAUAAAUCCGGAAAAAGCCUGCGAGGAGUUAAAGCGAUUUUUGGAAUCGAGGAAAGGUAUGUGCGUACAUGUUCAUAUAAAAUUGCCGAGAUGCAACUUGAAUGACGAAGAGAUUAUUGGAAUUUUGGAAGUGUUGGUGACGCACGGAAAGGCCCGGCUGAGCUCGCUGGAGUCUCCGGGGAAUAACAUCACGGAUGGACUUUGCGAUUGGCUCUCGCGGGAAGUAGAGAAGAGCUCUGGCAAGAUGUUUAGUGCGGUGAAAGAAAUUGAUCUGUCAUAUAAUUAUUUGACCGCAGUUGGAGUUGGUAAGCUCGUGAAGGCUUGCCCUGGAUUGGGACAUUUAGAUUUGAUGCGGCGGAAAGGGAGGAUGCCGGUCCAACAGGCCCGUAUACGGCGCCACCAGAUUCGAGUGGUAAUUCUUCGGAGUCGACGAGAGCACCCUUGGGCCGUCCUAGAUUCUCCCCGAGUGACGUUGCUGCUCUCGCCCAAUCACAACUGUGUUGGUGGGAGCGAGCAGACGGUGGCGGAUUUGCUGGAUACGUUGAAGAAGUUUCUUGAGACGCAUAAGGCGGAGUCCGCUGCUACUUCGGGUGAAGAGCCUGCUGGACAGCCACAGACGGCGGAGGCGUAUGGGAGUGAUGCUAAGGAGGAGCAGCGCAUGACGAUGGAGGAGAUGGAGGCGAAUUUGUUCAACUCGUUAAGGAAGGAUGAUCAGAUGGUGAGUAUUCAUGGAGAUCGGGAGAGUGUCGAAGGAGUGACGGAGGAAGUGACGGAGCUUAUCACGGUGCUGGCGAAACGUGUUCGGGAUGAGAAGACCAGCAAGGAAGCGGCUACGCAAGCGGCGGCCGAGUUCAAGGCAGCAGUUUUGGCGAGAGCGAAUGCGGGAAUUCAUAGUGUGGGUGUAGCUAAGCAGGAGCCGACCGCCACUGAAUACGAGAGCUCCCCAGCUUCUCCCGAGGACUUGAGGGGGGAUGAGGCCGUCAGUUCGAAUGAGAUGAACUCGGAGAAAGUUGGUAUGGAAAGGGACAGAAAGCAGACCAAUCGUCUAGGGAGGAAUGACGAUGCGGCGGACGAUUUUGAAGGGUCUGCAGAGUUCAUUUCAGCUAAAGAGUCUGAAGCUGGAUCGAUGUGA